Pogona vitticeps (central bearded dragon) is the source of this 2663-nucleotide messenger RNA. Lineage: Eukaryota; Metazoa; Chordata; Lepidosauria; Squamata; Agamidae. The record is from RefSeq and is a predicted model, not a curated record.
UGUUGCUGUUUCUGACACAGAGAGAGCUUGAAUUCCUUUUGACUUGCCAUCCUCAGCCUCCUCAUGCCUCCAUCUCCACUAGACGACAGGGUAGUAGUGGCUCUCUCCAGGCCCAUCAGACCUCAGGAUCUCAACCUUUGCUUAGACGCCAGCUACCUUGAAUCUGCAUCUUCCGUCAGCGAGAGCCCCUCGAGUCUCCUCGGCGCCGCGGUCGUGUCCCUCAAGGCUGCUAAUCUCACGUAUAUGCCCUCAUCCAACGGCUCUGCUCGCUCCUUGAGUUGUGGAUGCAGCAGCGCCAGUUGCUGCACUGUGGCAACCUACGACAAAGACUCUCAGGCCCCGACGCAAGCCAGCACCAGCAGCGCCUCUGCCAACGUAGGAACCUCGCCCGCUUGCCCUGCGAGCCAAAUGGUCAACAACAAUGAGAACUCUGGCACUGUGAAUCCGUCGAGCGGUGUGGGGAGCCCCGUCUCGGGGCCAACCAAGCCCCUGGCAAGCAUCAAAACCAUCUACCCCAAUGACUUGGCUAAAAAGAUGACCAAAUGCACCAAAAGCCACCAAGGGCCCGUGAUCAUUGACUGCCGGCCCUUUAUGGAGUACAACAAAAGCCACAUCCAAGGGGCUGUGCACAUCAACUGCUCCGAUAAGAUCAGCAGGAGGAGGCUUCAGCAGGGCAAGAUUACAGUCUUGGACUUGAUCUCUUGCCGGGAAGGCAAGGACUCCUUCAAGAGGAUCUUUUCCAAAGAAAUUGUGGUUUAUGAUGAGAAUACCAAUGAGCCCAGCAGAGUAAUACCUUCACAGCCCUUGCACGUAGUGCUGGAGUCUCUCAAGCGAGAAGGCAAGGAACCGCUGGUUCUGAAAGGUGGACUCAGCGGUUUCAAACAGAACCAUGAGAACCUCUGUGAUAACUCCCUCCAGCUUCAAGAGUGCCCCGACAGUGGUGGUGGAGGUGGGAGUGUUGCUGCCGCGGUGACCUGUACGCUACCUCAAUCCGUCCCGACCACUCCAGACAUUGAGAAUGCCGAGCUCACCCCCAUCUUGCCCUUCUUGUUCCUCGGCAACGAGCAUGAUGCUCAGGACUUGGAGAAGAUGCAGCGGCUGAACAUUGGCUACAUCAUCAACGUCACCACCCACCUCCCCCUCUAUCAUUAUGAGAAGGGUUUGUUCAACUACAAGCGGCUCCCAGCUACCGACAGCAACAAGCAGAAUCUCAGGCAGUAUUUCGAAGAGGCUUUUGAAUUCAUCGAGGAAGCUCACCAGUGUGGGAAAGGUCUCCUUAUCCACUGCCAGGCUGGUGUGUCACGUUCUGCCACCAUUGUCAUUGCUUACCUUAUGAAGCACACGCGGAUGACCAUGACUGAUGCCUAUAAAUUUGUCAAAGGCAAGCGGCCAAUCAUUUCUCCUAAUCUUAAUUUUAUGGGGCAAUUAUUGGAGUUUGAAGAAGAUCUGAACAAUGGAGUCACACCCCGCAUCCUUACGCCAAAGCUCAUUGGGGUCGAGACUGUUGUGUGACAGUAAAGAAGCAUCAGCGUCAGAUGAUCAUCUUCUUCACUUGACCUGGACUUCAGGAGGCUUGGGUGUUUUUUCUUUUCUUUUUAGUUUUAUUUGGGGAGGGUUUAUUUUUAAUACAGACUGGACAAAAAAAGGUGUUUGAAGAAAAGGCUCUACAAAUGCAAGGACUUCACAAAUAUUGAGGUGAAUGCCAUUGCAAGUCCAAUUCACCUCAAAAAAUGGAUGAAGGAGAGAUGUUUAAAGAAGACACUGAUUUUUUUUUAAUCUACGUGUGUGAGAGAAAGAAACUGGACUAUAUAUAUGUAUAUAUAUCACUUUUUGGUGAUUCAGCUACAGUACAAGUAGCUGAAUGACCAAAAAGAAUAUAUAUAUUCUUUUUUUUUUUUUUUGGUGAUUCAGCUACUUGUAGAGAUUAUGACUAAGUAGUCUGUGCAGGUUCAUAGACCGAGGACAGCUAUGUUUUUAAAAAAUAAAACACAACCAGCCAAAACAAAAGCAAAAAGACAACUAAAUCCACGGGCCUUGAGUUUGCAAAGGCUUUGCUAAAGAAAACGUAAGCAAAAUGCUUGCUGGUGCAAUGAAGGUCAGAGCAGCUUAAACUAUCUGCAGAUCACUCUCUCACACUCCUGACUAAAGAAAACUUUUUAUUUGCCAUAUUUCAUCUUCUGGUACUAUUUUUCUAUUGGUAGGGGUGGGCAGUGGGUGGGACAGAACAUUUUAACACCAAGGGACUUGACUAUUUUAUGCCAUAUGCCUUUACUGGCUUCUUGUGCAAUAACAGUUUUUGGGAAUGGAGAGAGUUCUUUAUUUUGAGUGUUCAGGCCAGUUACAACUGGCUGCCCAUUAAUAAUAAUAAAAAAUAUUUUUAAAAAACAAUGCAAAAGUGGCUGGCUUAAUUAAGAAGAAAGAAUCCAACAAAAGCAAUUAUUUUUUCCCUUUUUUUAUUCUGGUUAUAGUGCCAUAAACCUUGUUACAUAUGUAUAUCAGAAUGUAUAAAGAACAAGCAAAAUUUAUUUAAAUAUUUUUUGCACAAAAUGCUGGUGUGUUUCUGUUCAUGUAAAACAAAGUUGAUUAUAAAAUGAAAACUGUUUUAGAAAAUUUGUGUGUGUGCAUCCUUUUUUUUAAAAAAAAAAUGUCUCUAGUAAAUGCUC